Messenger RNA from Diachasma alloeum, 1978 nucleotides. RefSeq names its product sorting nexin-7. The record is from RefSeq and is a predicted model, not a curated record. The transcript is spliced from 6 exons. Gene Ontology annotation, molecular function: phosphatidylinositol binding. NCBI's taxonomy places the organism in Eukaryota, Metazoa, Arthropoda, Insecta, Hymenoptera, Braconidae. The coding region runs from base 227 to 1654 and encodes 475 amino acids.
UAAAUCUUCUCCACCUUUCCCUUUAAAUCGUUACGUAAUCCACAAACGUCGGUCAUUUUACUGUUCCCCCACCCCUCGGUUGAGUUCUACGCCAAACACAAACGUUCUGUCAACGGUUCACAGUUCUACUUAUUGUGCUAUGGCCCACUUUGGAUUUAUCCAGUGAAGUGUUUUAUGUUAAUUAAAUUGAUUUAACGUUAUCAAUUGCCGAUUGACAAUUGCAAAUAUGAUGACACCGAGUGAGCACGUGAGUGAGGAUUUUGGUGUUAAAAUUGGUGAAAAUAACUCAAAGAUCCCUGAGGUCGGUACCAUUUCACCAGGAACCAUCAAACAUGAGUCUCGUGAGCCUGACUUUAUGUCAAAUUACAGCACUUCAGUGGAGGGCUCAGUGGUUGCAUCGCCAUCAAUCGACAGUUUCUCAACCCUUCCCGAGCAAGACUCGUCGGAUUUUCAACUGGAUAACAGGGAUUUGCAAGUUAAGAUUGAUAAUCCACAGAAACACUUGGAGACGUUGGAGACGUACAUAACGUUUCGCAUCACGACGCGGACGACGAGGCCUGAGUUCGAGGAGUCGGAGUAUGUUGUUCGCAGACGGUAUAAUGACUUUAUUUGGCUGAGACAGAAGCUGGUAGAGACAUAUCCGUCUCACAUAAUUCCUCCAAUGCCAGGCAAGCACUCCCUCCUGGCUCAGCUCGACCGCUACUCCAAAGAGUUUAUAAUCGCCAGAAUGAAGCUCUUGCAUGUGUUUUUGAAUCGCAUAGUCAAUCAUCCGAUUCUGAGUUGCGACAAAGAAUUGAAGGGUUUUUUGACAGCUAAACCAGCUGAAUUUUCCAUAAUCAGGAAGAAUCGUGGAAAUGUCAUGGGAAAAGUGACUGAUUCAUUUCAAAAUAUUGCCAGUACUUACUCGAUGAAACAGAAGAAUCCGGAGUUUGAGAGGACCCGGGAUUAUUGCAAUGCAUUGUGCGAAAAAUUGUCUCACAUCGAUAAGAUCAAUCAUCGAAUACACAAGGAGAGGCAAGAAUAUGUAAUCGAGCUUCAUCAGAUGCACCCUAUAUUCACCCAAUGGUCGGCAUCUGAACCAGAAUUGUCACCACUUCUGUUGACAAUUGCUCGAGCCAUUGAAGCUAAUGGGGCAGCUCAUCACAAAUUCAUGGAUAAUGUAUCGGCUAGUGAACGAGAGUACAUCGCUUAUGUGGAAUCUGUCAAGGAUGCACUGACGAGGCGAGAUAACAUGCAGCUAGAGUAUGAGUUGACGAUGGAUGAAUUGUCGAAGAGGAGAUAUGAGAAAGAUCAGUUGCUGGACUCUACGAGUAACACCCCAAGAUCUCAAGGAUGGAGUGGGACUCUCUGGAAGGGUGAAUCUCGUGACGAAAAACUCGAGAGAUUGGGCCAGACUGUUCCACGUCUGGCGAAGCGUUCGGAAAUUCUCCAGGAUCGUUUGGAAUGCACCAACGAGAAUCUCCGAAGUGACGUUGAGCGUUGGAACAUUGAGAAACAGUCCGAGAUAAAGAAUAUGAUGAUGUCAAUGGCCGACAGGCAAAUUCAGCUGUACGAGGAUUGCAUGAAGAGCUGGGAAAACAUUCUAGUCAAUCUCAAGUUCGAUGGGAUGAGCCCUGACAUAAAGCAAGUCGAGAAGGCUAAGAUUUUAGCGUAAAUUAUUGGAAAUAUCUCGGUCUCAGUGUUUUUAAUGUCACUUUUGUCCCAUUCGGGGUGAAUUUUCUCUUUCAUUUGUGGAGAACACGAGGUGAUGAGCUAUUGGAUCGACAGGCGAAUCAAUAAAUGGGACCAAAUGCCGAAUGAUGGAUUGGAAUUGAUUACGAUUGAAAUAUUGAAUCACUGACUAUCACUUUUAGUUGAUAGUGACAGAGCUGGAUUUAAUGGGGAAUUAAAUACUUUAAGGCCCCGGUGUACUAUCUUUCGAAUGUUAUCUGGAUUUUUUUAAUCUUUCGUAAUCCGAAAUUGUCAAUUGAGUGGUACA